CUGACUUCCUGACGCCUCUCUGAGAAGCUCCAGUGGCUCCUUAGCUACCGAGGAUCAUGUCAUCAGCCUUUGUGAGUGUGGUCAGGAGUGUAAUCAAAGAGGUGGACCAGAGGGGAGAGCUCAUCCGAGUGGACAGCCUGCGGAACUCUACCAGCAUCAGGCCCUACUGCCUCCUGAGCAGGAAACCCUCAACCUCAUGGUUCUGGAAACCCCGUUAUACAUGUGUCAACCUGUCAAUCAAGGACAUCCUGGAACCCAGUGCUCCAGAACCAGAGCCGGAGUGUCGUGGCCGCUUCCAUUUCUCUGAUGUCGUCGACAGGAACGUUCAGGGCAGUGUGGGGCUGUCAGGCACAGGACAGGGGAAAAUUUCUGGUGGGGCCGCAGUGUCCCACAGUUCCAGUGCCUCUGUGAACGUGCAUCUACUGCGUGUGGCUCAGAACACCUGGGAGAUGCUUCAGCAUGAGAGGCACCUGAGGCAGCCUGAACACAAAAUCCUGCAAGAGCUUCGGAAUCGUAGGCAUAACGUGUUUGUGGUGACGGAGGUGCUACAGACACAGGAGGAGAUGCAGGUCACGCGGACCCACAACCGGAAGGGCUCAGGCCAGUUUGCAGUGCUUGGAGCCAUAAGCUUGCAGGGUGAAGGCCAGGGUCACCGAAACCAGAAGAAGAUGGUGACCAUUCCUGCCGGCAGCAUCCUGGCAUUCCAAGUGGCCCAGCUGCUCAUUGACCCUAAAUGGGAUAUCCUUCUCCUUCCUGAUGAGAAUGAGAGGACCUUUGAGCUGCCCUCCUCAGGCCACAGAAAAUCCUAUAGGAUGGAUGUCGCACUACAACCCAUCUGUGAACAAUUAAAAGCCGGGUUAGAUGGAUACCAAGUGCGAUCUUUGACCAUGAACGACUUCCGAGGCCUGUGUGCAGAGGUGAAGGCUGCCUCCACAAGGCUGGAAUACUUCGACAUGGAGUUGAGACAAGAGCUACUAGUGAACAUUGGGAAGAUUUUACAGGACCAGCCCAGCAUGGAAGCCUUGGAGGCCGUGCUAGAGCAGGGCCUGUACAGUGGCAAAAAGGUGGAGCCUCUGGAUGGCCCAGCAGGCAGCAUCCUGGAGUGUCUGGUGCUCUCCUCUGGAACCCUGGUGAUGGAAGUUGCUGCCCCUGUCUUCUACCUGUUGGAAGCACUGGCUGUGCUGAGUGAAACCCAGCAGCAGCUGCUGGCUAUGUCUCUGGAGGCAACGGUGCUAUCAAAGCAGCUGGAGUUGGUGAAGCAUAUUUUGGAAUGGACCACCCCAUGGCAUAAGCAGAGUUGUGUGUCUCUGCCCUUGAGGCUCCUCGGGGACAGCUGGGAUGAGGAGGCUCCCACCUGGGUCUUGCUAGAAGAAUGUGGCCUAAGGCUGCAGGUGAACACCCCCCAGGUGCACUGGGAACCUGUGUCUCAGGACCCCAUGUGUGCACUCUACACCUGCCUGGCCCUAUUGUUGACUCUAAGCCAGAACCUUGCUAGCCUACAGGGCUCCCUUCCCCUAACAUCCUCAUUCACUGUCCUCUAGUUAGUACAGAAACUUGCCUAGCCCAGCCUCCAGGGAAGCCAAGAGUCCAAUUCAAUCACAGGGCUAGAAUGCAAUGAAGCCCAAGAGUUGGAAAAAUGUAAUAAAUAUA
Meriones unguiculatus (Mongolian gerbil) is the source of this 1650-nucleotide messenger RNA. RefSeq names its product gasdermin-D-like. NCBI's taxonomy places the organism in Eukaryota, Metazoa, Chordata, Mammalia, Rodentia, Muridae. Gene Ontology annotation, biological process: defense response to bacterium; pyroptotic inflammatory response. The record is from RefSeq and is a predicted model, not a curated record. Gene Ontology annotation, cellular component: NLRP3 inflammasome complex. Gene Ontology annotation, molecular function: phosphatidylinositol-4,5-bisphosphate binding; phosphatidylinositol-4-phosphate binding; phosphatidylserine binding. The coding region runs from base 57 to 1541 and encodes 494 amino acids. The transcript is spliced from 11 exons.